GCGGCGGUUGGCCGGGUCGGCGGUUGCGCGGCGCCGCGCGCCUCUCUGAGGGUCGGCGCAGGAGCCCGGGGACGCCUCGCUAGCAGAGCGGCGGCGGGGCCGAGCGAGAGGCCCCCGCGGAGUGGCCGGGGCUCCGACGGGGUCGGGAGGACGCCCGCAGCGGGCGAGAGCACGCGUCCGCGGCGCUUCCCCGGCGGGCGACGCGGGAGGCGACAGCGGUGUGCGCUCGGCGGCUGAGGCGCCCCGCGUGGGUGGGAGUGGCGGCUGCGGAGGGGCACCGCGUCGCCGCGGGGUUUUAUCCUUCCGAGUCUCACAAAUCCUGGAACUGUUCCUGAUCAUAUGAAAUAGUGAAUAAAAAGGAUAAAAGCUUCAGGAUAUAAAAGAUGGUAAGUCCAGAUAGAAGUAAGCGGAAGAUACUAAAAGCCAAAAAAACCAUGCCUGCAAGUUGCCGGAAGCAAGUAGAAAUCCUGAAUAAGUCAAAGAAUGUCGAAGCACUGAAAACAGCAAGUGGGAAUAAUCUAUCAAGUGGUAAUCAGAAUUCAAAUACCAGUGUCGUAACUAGCAUAUAUGGACAGUCUGAAAAUGCUGCUUCCUUGCUGGACUCUAAUAAAAAUUCAGUAUGCUCGGUGAAAAGUAAAGUUUUGUCUCAGAAUGUAAUGAAACCACUAGAAACUGUUGAUUCAGAAACAAGAUCAGAAUACACUCAAGAACAAGUUGUGUGCCCUUCCCAAAAGCCAAGUAAAACAAUAGAAUCUUCUGGGAAACCCUUUACACAAGAGACAAAAGAUUCACAAAACACUUCUAAAAAUCAUUUGGAAUGUCAGACAGAUGUAACAAGGUCCUAUUUUGAACAACGUGAAGAGGAUUGUGAUCUGAAAUCCAUUUGUUGUCCGUCCAGUUUAUGCAGUGGUAUGGUUCCAAUACCAAAAUCUACAGUAAACACCUUGGAUGAUAAGAGAAUCGACAAGAUCGUUUCCCAUUUAGAAAUGAACUCCAUUUCCGAGUCACAUGAUAAAAGACAAAGUGACAUUUUAAGUUCAGAUACCCAUUUUGUGCCUUUUGAUAAAAUACCUAAGUUGGUGAAUUCAGUCAUCUCCAGUAACUGUCCUGCUGACAUGUUGAAAAGUGACGAAUCCUGUAGAACCGGUCAUUCCAGCGUUUCAAAUUGUGACAAUGCAGACUCAACGUGGCCAUCAGCACUCGACACAGAUAGUAAUAACAGCCAUAAUCAAAAGAAGAGGAUGUUUUCAGAAAAAAAAGAACAUGUUAAGCGCAUGAAAACUUCAGAGCAAAUUGAUGAAAAUAUUUGUGUAGCUCUGGAAAAGCAAACAGCAUUGCUGGAACAGGUCAAACAUUUGAUUCAACAGGAGAUCUAUAGUGUAAAUUACAAACUAUUUGAUAACAAACUGAAAGAACUGACUGAACGCAUUGGGAGGACACAGUGCAGGAAUAAACAUGAAGCAGUAGCUGAUGAACUCUUCGCGAAAAUAUCCAAACUUCAAAGACGCAUUAAAACAGUAUUGCAAACUCAAAAGAAUUGCUUGGAACCAAAUGUAUUAACCAAUAACACAGCCUGUAAGGUUACAAAUUCAGAGACGAAUUUGGAUAAGAGCCCAGAGUCAGUCAGUAGUCCAGAUAAAAGAAAGACUUCGGUGAACUCUGAAUCUGCUAACCCUUCACAAAAUGCGAGUGAAAAGAUUAAUUUAUCAAGGAAACAUGAUGCUGUUUCUGAAAGUAACAAUGAUGAUGUUAUGUUGAUUUCUGUGGAAAGUCCUAAUUUGACAGCUCCAAUUACAUCAAAUCCAACAGAUACUGGAAAACCUACAUCAGGAAAUUCUAACAGUCUACCAAAUGCUGAAACAGAAGUUCAGGCAAAAUCUUGUUUAACAACAACUUUUCAGGCCACAGAGAAAAAGAAAUUUGAUUCUGUGAUCGAUCUGACAAAAGAAGCCCGAUCAAACUGCAACGCAGAAAGUUCAGUAUCCACCCUGGAGUCACCCGCAAAAGCGGUUUCAACCUCAAAAGAGACAACCCCAGUGGCACAAAAUGCAGCCCAGGCUCCUGAGUCCUUUGAGCACCUGCCGCCUCUCCCAGAACCACCACCACUGCUGCCCGAGCUUGUAGACAAAACCCGAGACACGCUUCCCCCGCAGAAGCCUGAGCUCAAAGUGAAGCGGGUGCUGAGACCCAGGGGCAUCGCGCUGACUUGGAACAUCGCUAAAAUCAACCCCAAGUGUGCCCCUGUGGAAAGCUAUCACCUCUUUCUCUGCCAUGACAACCCUAGUAAUAAGUUUAUUUGGAAGAAAAUCGGAGAAAUUAAAGCUUUACCACUCCCAAUGGCCUGUACUCUAUCUCAGUUUUUAGCUUCCAACAAAUACUAUUUUACCGUCCAGUCAAAAGACAUUUUUGGACGAUAUGGACCAUUUUGUGAUAUAAAAUCUAUCCCUGGGUUUUCUGAAAAUCUCACCUAAAAGUCUUUGGUGAUUAUUUAUUGUAUCGCACUGUUUUGUUUUUUCAUUUUUGAGUUGUUGGUUUACAGUGUUCCUCUAACACUAUUUGCCAGGGGCCAGUUCAGAUUGUGAACCCUUUGAACAGGGACAGGCCUCGUCCUUAUGUUGUAAGUGACGUCUCAUUUCAUGAAUUUCUGAUUUGCGUUCAAUAAGUACUCCCAGAAGAUAUGUUCUAAAACAUACGCUUCCCUGGACUCACGUCACUUCGGCUGUGCUGUGUACAUAACCUCUGGGACUAUGGAGGCGCUGCUGUUCUGUCUCCAAAGCCCUAGGAUACGAGCAGCCACUUCUUGUGCCUUUGGAAAGCAGCGUUCGGUGCCCUGCUUUUGUGGUCAGUGUAGCUACAAGAAAAAUCAGCUCUCUGCUGAGGAACGGUCAUCCCUGGGGUGCUCACCAAGAUUUUACGAAAAUAAAUGUCUUCUCCUUCUGUUCAAAUCCUAAGGGCUUGUCAUUUGCCCUCUCCCUGUGUUUUUCUUUUUGGCCCUGUCAGUCAUUUGGGGAAAGAGCCUGGAGGUUUUCCCUAAAUUUGUUUGUAUAUUUCGAUAUCUAUAAUAAAAUUAGUUACACACUGUGUGCUGUGUAUACAAAACACAGAGUAUCUCUGAUAAGAACAGUAUCCAACCCUCUAUUUCAGCUCCAGAAAAUGGAGUUGUCUGCCUGAGGUUCAAGGCUUUCCUUUGCUGACUCCUCAGUGCUACUCUCUGUUCAUUUGCUGGCUGCCGUCAUACUCGGAGAGAGGACGUAACACUAAGGGGCCCCGAGAGAUGCGGCCCGUGAACCCCUCUGAGGGACACUAAAGUGAGGCGGCAGCCAGCACAAGCUCCCCAGGAAACCGUGAGCAGACUGGAUACGUGUACUUCAGGGCCCAGGGGGUGGUGAGAAAAGGAACACCAACUCUUAGUGUGAAGAAUCGUCUGUUCGGGAGGUGUCCUUUCCCGGUUUGUAGUGAAAGCUCAGUCCUCUGAGCUCUGAGAUUUCAAAAAUUGAACGAGGAAUGGUUUUCCUUGGCAUUUUGUGAAUAUCUUCACAUCUCCAGUCAUAAAUAAAGCUAUUAUUUUACGGUC
Molecule: messenger RNA, 3574 nt
Organism: Panthera uncia (snow leopard)
Lineage: Eukaryota; Metazoa; Chordata; Mammalia; Carnivora; Felidae
Gene: ATF7IP2
Product: activating transcription factor 7 interacting protein 2
Exons: 12
Coding region: 384-2471 (695 amino acids)
Biological process (GO): regulation of DNA-templated transcription
Cellular component (GO): transcription regulator complex; nucleus
Molecular function (GO): transcription coregulator activity; protein binding
Source: RefSeq, a predicted model, not a curated record